Molecule: messenger RNA, 2558 nt
Organism: Hippoglossus stenolepis (Pacific halibut)
Lineage: Eukaryota; Metazoa; Chordata; Actinopteri; Pleuronectiformes; Pleuronectidae
Product: major histocompatibility complex class I-related gene protein-like
Exons: 4
Coding region: 104-1009 (301 amino acids)
Biological process (GO): immune response
Cellular component (GO): external side of plasma membrane
Source: RefSeq, a predicted model, not a curated record
CGUCUCCCCUGGUUUCGUCUCUUGUCUCCUCAGUCCGUCUCUCUGUGGAGAGAAGAGCUCAUCUACCUUCAGCCCAGCAAAGAGGAAUACACCACCGCUCACCAUGUUCACUGUACUGUCCCUGCUUCUCCUGGCAGGAGCACACAGCGCGACGGCACGGAUUCACUCUCUGAAGUAUUUCCACACUGCGUCCUCUCAAGUCCCAAACCUUCCAGAGUUUGUGGGUGUUGGUUUGGUUGAUGACGUUCAGAUGAUUCACUAUGACAGCAACACAGAGAAAGCAGAACCCAAACAGGACUGGAUGUUAAACGCAAAUGAUGCAAAGUACUGGGAGAGGGAGACUCAGGGUUAUUUGAGUUACCAGCAGACCUUCAAAGUCAACAUGGAAACCUUAAAGGAACGCUUCAACCAAACUGGAGGUGUUCACAUUGUCCAGCUGAUGACUGGAUGUGAAUGGGACGAUGAGACUGGAGAAGUUAUAGGUUUUCAUCAGUAUGGUUAUGAUGGAGAAGACUUCAUAUCAUGGGACAUGGAGACAGAGACGUGGAUCGCUCCAACAUCACAGAGUGUCAUCACCAAACUGAAGUGGGAUCAGGAUAAAGCUCUACUCGCUGAUCUUAAGAACUACUACACCCAGGAGUGUCCUUCCUGGCUGAAGAAGUACCUGGAGCAGGGGAGGAGCUCUCUGCUGAGAACAGAGCUUCCCAGGAUUUCUCUCCUCCAGAAGUCUCCCUCCUCUCCAGUCAGCUGCCACGCUACAGGUUUCUUCCCCGACAGCGUCAUGUUGUUCUGGAGGAAAGACGGGGAGGAGCUUCAUGAGGACGUGGACCUCGGAGAGGUCCUCCCCAACCAUGACGGGACCUUCCAGAUGAGCGCUGACCUGAACGUUUCAUCAAUCUCCCCUGAAGACUGGAGGAGGUACGACUGUGUGUUCCAGAUCUCUGGUGUGGAGGACAUCAUCACCAAACUGGACAAAGACUCAGUCGAGUCCAACAGAGGUGAGACUUGAACCAGUGAGGACGCUGGGACACACAUUUCAUCUACAGUAACAGUCCUGCAGGUCAUGUUUGCUGAUGUGUAGCAGGAGAAGUUUUCUUUCAUCAAUGUAUAUAAAUACAUUUAGAUCAGUGUUAAACCAGUGCAUGUGCCCCCCCCCCUUCAUCAUCAUGUGACCCUGAAAAAUUAAGUGAGUUUUAAUGUGUCUGCAACAGUGUCUGAGGAUUUUAUUACUGUUAUUAUCAUUGAUCAAUUAGAUUUACACAUUUAUAAAUGUUUAAAUUUACUUGUAUGAUUGUAUGAUUUUAUUCCAUGAAGUGUUUCUGCAGGUCUCAACUAGAGCCAGACUGAUUUAUCAUGGGUCAGAUGUGAGCCUUUCACAGACACACUGGGAUCAGGGUGGAUGUUUGAUAUGAAAACUUUUAUUCUACAGAAUUAAUGAAGCAGAAAAAACAAACAAAUCUCUCGUACUUUACCUCGAGUUAAAUAUUCUGAUUUUAUUUUAUUUCUAAUUUGGCCUGAACAAGAAAUUAAUUAAUCCAGAGUUGCUUGUUUUUUUUUUGUUUGGUUAUAUUCAUGCUUUGCUGUGUUCUUAACCUUUAAAGUUCAUUUUAGUGGAGAUUAUCAAAGGGUUGUGGGAUGUUUUAAGUAUCUCAUAUGAAAUGUUCUGUUAAUAUUUCAGUUAGUUUAUAGGGACAAGGGACUUUUCUGUUUUAGCCUUGUUAACAUUUACACUGCAAAAAUGAAAAGGUUCGAACAGCGCAAAAUUACUGAACUUAUCUUUCGUAAGUUUAAAAACUUCACAUUUUCUCAAAGCUGCGAGUUCCAGUGUCCCUGCUCGUCAGGCUCCAGAGGAUUCAAGCAGUUUACUCCACAUGCAGACGUGAAGUUGAUCACCCUGAGCAGUGAUGUUCUCCAUAUGAACAUUUGAAUACAUUGAUAUCGUCUUGUUGACCACUCGGACACUUUACCGUACUCACUCAGUCACAUUCACUCAUACAGUGUUUUUCCUGUCACACGUCAAUCACACACAUUGUCCACGAAGCUGUCAGGGGUAGUUUUAACGUUCUGAUUCUUGCUUAUGGACACUUGGGCAUGCGGACCGGAGUAGCUGGGGAUCGAACCUGUGCCCCUCUGGUUAGUGGACAAUCCGGUCUACCUCCUGAGCCACAGCCGCAGAACCAGAAUUUCUGUCCUGUAUUCAAGCUAAACACUCACCUUUAUGACGUUAGGUCACGUUUCCCCUGAUGAGACAUGAGACGUGUCAUAUCACAAACGUACCAUUUUGUGUUUUGCCAACAUAACUUCAGCAACUUUACAAAUUUAACUUAGCAAAGUUAGUUGAAGCAAAUACGUUUACAAAUCCAUUAAAUAUUCUCUGUUGAUUAUAUUUAGAAAUCGCAGUAACACAAUUUCAAGUUUUCAUUUUUACAGUGUAGAAACUGAACGUUGAGGCUCAACUUCUCUUCUUGUGUUGGGUUUUUAUCAAUAAAUGUUAAAUUAAGCUGCUUUGCUGUUUCCUUCCUUUUGUACUUCUGUUUUUAAUAAAGUCUCUGAUCUUC